AAUCUUCUUCCCACUCCCUCAUUCAAUGUCGCCUGCUGUCGCAUGCAAGGCAUUCUUUGAUGUUGUGCGCGUGGUCAAGCACGGCUGAGCUCUCAUCAAAGCAGAGUUAUUGGCCUGCCUCGCAGAUGGCUUGCAUGAUCAAGGCUGAGUGGCAUUGGCUCUGCGCAAUAGAAAAGGCUUCCUUCGACCGGCCGCACGAUAUCUCAACCACGACACAGAAGUUGUCGCGUACUACGGCGCGUUCAUAUUUCAACCAGCUUGUGCUUACAUCAUGGACCCAGUAUCAGUCGCCUCGCUCGUUGCGGCAUGUGCCAGCCUUGCAACUAAUUGCGUCAAGGCCGCCGAAGCCCUCCGCAGCCUCGUUGACAGAUACAAGCAGGCUGAGCUUUCGAUCCUCUCACUCGUCGAGGAGUGUGCAACAAUUCAGCUUGCCUGGAGAGGGAUCGAGAAAUGGGCGGAGAAGAACAUACAGCAGAUGGACUCUCACGAAGAGAUUGCCGAGAGGUUGGCCCGCUCCGUGUACGCUGGGCAGCUCAUCAUGUCUGCCUUGCAAGAAGAUAUAGGAAAUCUGGCGCCCAAGACCGGGGGGUUUAGGAGGCGUGCCAGCCUGAGCUGGAGUGAUGAUUUGAUUCGGGAACACCAGAACCGCAUACGGGGCCAGACAAAUGCGCUCCAGCUGCUGCUACAGGUCAUCAGCAUGCCUCAAAGUGAAGAGCGCGCUGAGGUACUCACCAUCAAAGAAGACGUGUUUCGCAAGGUGGACGAUAGCGUCCUCAGCAUAAUACCUUCUCGUCUUUCGUCCCGGCUAUCGAUAACCGGCAGUGACUGGGGAAGUAUAAGGAGUAACGCUACUGGCAACCUAAGAUACAUUCCCUUUAGCUUCGACAACGACCUCUUCACGUCCUACGUAUACAAACGCAAUUAUCGCCCCCUAUCCAACCUCAGAAAAUCCAUCACGGAUGAUUACGGAAACCAGUUGCGAGACCAAAGCAUGGAUGAAUAUGGUGCCAUGAAGGAAUCAGCUUCAAUUUUUGAAAUGAAGAGGCGAGACUACAUACGCACCGUACGUGCACAAUACGAUAGGGUGAAGGAUGCUUGGUCUGGCUUUCGCGCAACGGCUGUCUUGAUCCCACAGCUAUCACUCCAACCAGGCAUUGAUAUCCCUCACAAAGGCCAUCUCGAUAGCUUUGACAACAGAGAGCUACGGAAGGCAUUCUAUAAUCAUAACGAGGUGGAGAGAAGCUCCUACCGAGACAUUAUAUCUCGGCUACAGGAAGGCGGAGACAUUGUCGCUCUUUUCCAUCCACGCCCUAUCGACCCGGCCAGGCUAAUUAAUUUUCUGUGGUACGCCAUGGACAAAUUCGAGGACCUCUUCAUUACGGUAAUGCAGCGAAUCGCUUUUUGGGCCGGCAGUUCCUGGAUUGCCGACUUCAAAGCGGCUUUCUUAGAAAACCAACUAUCGGAGAGAAAUCUAGCUUCAGACGUCUGGCAGGAGGUCGAGAAUGCUGCCACGUAUGCAAAUAACGCUCAGCGCCUGGUAAAGGACUCUUCAAAGCGACCAUCUUCUCUGGAGCUUGCUUGCACUGCCCGGAUUUACGGGCUCGCCAGUUACCUCCUUCGCACAGGAUUUCGACCGGUCAAAGGAGAAGAACAUAAACACCCGCUGGUUUUCGCAAGGGUGCACAAUGACAAGAAGCUGGAAGAAAUUUUUCAAGAUUGGAGCUCUGUCCCUGACAUAUUGUCCGCAGCGCUUGACGCUUUGGUCCGGAGUGCUAGAUGCGACUCCAUUCACUGGUCUACCAAAAGUGGCCUUCCGAUCCGACUCUCUGCGGUCGAUGCAGCACAACUAUUCAUACAGCACGGGGCACAUGGCGCUAUCGGAGCUCUCCAUGCAAGCCCAUAUGGUGCAGAAGCCAUCCCAGUCAUCCACUCUAUUGCAUACGCCAUAGGACACCUGAGAGAGCUCCCCGAGGCGGUCCGCUCGGCUUACCGAAUAUUUGAACUUUUACUCCAGUCUGGAGUAAGCCCUGAUAUUAGUGGUUCCAUGAUGGGGGCCAGUGGUGAAAUUUCUCUGCUUGCGUUAGCCGCUUACUUGAACGAUCGACGCCUCGUCGAUAUCCUUCUCAAAAAUGGCGCUAGAGAAUUUGCGAUAUAUCCAUCAUUCGCUUACAGGGAGGUCAAAGCCUCCAUUGACUCGACGAUGAUGGAUGUUCUUAAAGCAUCAGGCAUUGAAUUGGCAUGGCAUUAGCCAGUUGAUCUUUCGUUCCCACGAAAAGGAGUGGGCGUUAAUCAGAGGCCGAAGGGAUGGACCCCUCCUCGAAGAGCCGUGCGACCAAACUAGGAUUACGCUACACGACAUUCUGAAUCCCUUCAACUUCAUGAUCUCGACGGCUCGGGGCUUCGACGC
This is a messenger RNA of Trematosphaeria pertusa, 2407 nucleotides long. RefSeq lists its product as uncharacterized. Lineage: Eukaryota; Fungi; Ascomycota; Dothideomycetes; Pleosporales; Trematosphaeriaceae. Bases 272 to 2248 code for a protein of 658 amino acids. The transcript is spliced from 3 exons. The record is from RefSeq and is a predicted model, not a curated record.